CAGACGGAUCGACAGUGAUAGCUGAAGCGCGCUCCCGGUGCGCGCCGCGGUUCCAGCGGGAGCGCAUCAGAGGCUUCAUUAGAGAUCUGCAAACUUCCGCCGGUUGAAGGUGGGUCAAGUCACAGAGAGAGAAAGAAGUUUGCUUUUGAAAUUUCUGGAGACAACAGCGACGCCAAAGUGGAUCUCGUCUCUGGCUGUUUGAUCUGGAUCGACGUUGUGACAGUGGCUGCUUGCGGCGGAAAGAAAAAAAGAAAUACAAAUUAAAAAAAAGAAAAAACAGCGUGGCUUUUGACGCUCUGAGAUAAAACGACGACAAUGUGUUUUUUGACAAUCAAUUUUUAGGCUGUGAACCUUUUUUUGUCUCCAUGUUCCCAUGUUUUCCAUUCUGAAAAAUUCAAGUAUCUAAAACCGGACGAGUUGCUCUGAAACUGUGGGAAAGAAAACAUCCUGUUUCAUCGCGAUGGACUACACUGAUUGAAUUUCGUCAUUAAAUGGACUUAAAUUUCUUCUUUUGAAGAGCAGCGUCGGAAAGUACCAAGUUUGUGCAAGGAAGCGGGAAGGAGAUGACACCCAGCCCUUUAUUCCUGGUCCUCAUUCUGUCGCUUACAAACAGCAGAGCAGAGAAUGCUGAGGAGCGGCUGGUGAACCACCUGCUGGGACCGGAGCGCUACAACAAGCUGAUCAGACCUGCGGUGAAUAAGAGCCAACAGGUCACCAUCUCCAUACAGGUUUCUCUGUCGCAGCUCAUCAGUGUCAAUGAGAGGGAGCAGAUCAUGACCACCAAUGUGUGGCUGUUUCAGGAAUGGAAUGACUACAGACUGAGAUGGGACCCGGGAAAAUAUGAAGGCAUCAAAAAGCUGCGAAUCCCUUCCAAAAUGAUCUGGCUUCCUGACAUAGUGCUUUACAACAAUGCCGACGGAGUGUACGAAGUUUCCUUCUACUGCAACGCCGUGGUCUCCAACACGGGCGACAUCUUCUGGCUCCCCCCAGCCAUCUACAAGUCCGCCUGCUCCAUCGAGGUGCAGAACUUCCCCUUCGAUCAGCAGAACUGCACGCUCAAGUUUCGCUCCUGGACGUACGACCACACGGAGGUGGACCUCAUCCUCACCAGCGACUUCGCCAGCCGGGACGACUUCACGCCGAGCGGGGAGUGGGACAUCGUCUCGCUCCCGGCACGUAAAAACGAGGACCCCAGCGACAUCACGUACCUCGACAUCACUUACGAUUUCGUCAUCAAGAGGAAGCCUCUGUUCUACACCAUCAACCUGAUCAUCCCGUGCGUGCUGAUCACGUCGCUGGCCAUCCUGGUGUUCUACUUGCCUUCGGACUGCAGGGAGAAGAUGACGCUGUGCAUCUCGGUGCUGCUGGCCCUCACCGUGUUCCUGCUCCUGAUAUCGAAGAUCGUGCCGCCCACCUCUCUGGCGGUGCCACUCAUAGGCAAAUACUUGAUGUUCACCAUGGUGCUGGUCACAUUCUCGAUCGUCAGCACGGCCUGUGUCCUCAAUGUGCAUCACCGCUCCCCGUCUACUCACUACAUGCCAGACUGGGUCAAGCACCUCUUCUUGGUUCGCCUCGCGACCUUCCUGCUCAUGAGACGCCCGGGUUCCUCCAGCAUCCACAAUAAACUCCGCAAAAGGCUCUCCAGCAGGAGCCCCGUCAGCAAAAGCAGCUUCCACAGCGGCGCAGGCAGGAGGCAGCACUCCGACGCCAGACUGGGAGGAAUCCCCACAGACUGCAACUCUUUCUACGUCAACGAGGACUCGGCGUACAACUGCUGCUGGAAGACGGGCGACGCCCGGGACUCCCCCGACUUUGGGAGGCCGACAGCGGCGCAGCUGGAUGCAGAGCUGGAAGAAGCAGUGGAUGGAGUGAAAUACAUCGCUGAACACAUGAAGAUGGAAGACGGCAAUGAAGGGAUCAUUGAGGACUGGAAGUACGUUGCCAUGGUGAUAGAUCGCCUCUUUCUCUGGAUCUUCAUCCUGGUGUGUGUGGUGGGAACUCUGGGACUCUUCAUGCAGCCUCUCUUCCAGAGCUACAACACGCCCGCAGCUGAUGACACAGAAUAUGGAGACUUCUAGGAUUUCUGUGGCGCAGAAGAGAAAACAGUCGAAUCAGCAUCAAAAGCUGAACACUUGUCAAACAUAAUUCGGCUGCUGCUGGUCAGAUCUGAUGUGCAUUCGGCCUGACCGGGGCAGCCUGCUGCACUUGUUGAAUUUGCAACGUUGGACUUUAAAUGCGAACCGGUGCUUGUGCGAGGAUUGAAGCAGCUCGAUCGCACCUCCAAGAGGAACGACAGAUUUUACAACCCUCUUCUCUGUCCAGUUGAUGAACACACCUGCACGACUACUUCAGGACAAAUUUUGAUGUUUUUGAACCACUGUGAAAGUUUGGACUGGGUUCAAGUCAAAGACAGACUGGUAUAUUCACACUGAGGCUCUUGUGAAGCCAUCUGCUGCGCUGUUCAUAUGGAGACUCUCUGAACACGUAAGCAGCGGAUAGUUAUUUCUCCUCUACUCACUCCAUUCAAACCAAUAUUUACUGACGCACAACUGGAACACUGUCUUUUUCACCUUUCUUUCUUUCUUUCUUUCUUUCUUUCUUUCUUUCUUUCUUUCUUUCUUUCUUUCUUUCUUUCUUUCUUUCUUUCUUUCUUUCUUUCUUACAAAACUAUUAUUCCACCGUCCCCUUAGAGAGCACUUCAUUUCCAUCGUCUGUCCUACUUUGGAUGUUACUUGUUCUGCUGUUGGUCUCCGUCGCUGGGUUUUUUUUUUUUUCUUUUUUUUUUUUUUUUUUUUUUGUCUGUCUUAUUUUUUUCUGACAUGCUAUAUCAAAAAUCCUGUCAGACAAACUUGGAGAGGACUCAGGAAAACUUCCCCGAAAGACUACAUGACAAAAAGUGCUGGAAACAUGCUGGAAGCUGAUUUGUGAUUUGGGGUCACUUUCUUCAGAUUGAACUGGGUUUUUCCUCAAGGUGGAUGAAACCCAAUCAAGUUGUUUUUUUUUGUUGUUGUUUUUUUUUACCCAACAUUACAGAUUUUAGCCAGCGAGCUUAGGAAUGAGCAACUUUAGCUUUCAGGCUCACAGAGACUGAACGUAUACAUCCAAACAAAAGUGAUGUGUCUGUCAUCUGACAGAGAUAGAAAACCUGAAAGGUGGCGUGAGGGACUGCUGCCAAAUCAGGAUGUUUCACAUCUA
Poecilia latipinna (sailfin molly) is the source of this 3195-nucleotide messenger RNA. RefSeq names its product neuronal acetylcholine receptor subunit beta-2-like. The record is from RefSeq and is a predicted model, not a curated record. Gene Ontology annotation, molecular function: acetylcholine-gated monoatomic cation-selective channel activity; transmembrane signaling receptor activity. The coding region runs from base 564 to 2078 and encodes 504 amino acids. The transcript has 8 exons. Lineage: Eukaryota; Metazoa; Chordata; Actinopteri; Cyprinodontiformes; Poeciliidae. Gene Ontology annotation, cellular component: postsynaptic membrane. Gene Ontology annotation, biological process: monoatomic ion transmembrane transport.